AUGGUGACUACACCUGAGGACCAGUCUAACGGCGAGCAUAAGGACACAUUCGAGGUUCUUGUCUACCAAAAUACAGAAUCUGGCACCGAAACCUCCAUCAAAAAACCCUCACGGCAUCUUUUUACUCUCCUGGAAGAUAGUGGCCGCGCUCGCUUUGAUGCUGACGUAUCUCAAAUCGACCAGUUGAUCGACCGGCAAGAGAUCAUGCAUUCAUUCAUCCAAGCAGGGAAAUGUCUCGACGAGUGGCAGAUCGAUGAAUCCGAGUACUGGGUGCGGCAUGCCUUUGAGAUAGCCAAGAGGCUACCCCAGCGAUCAUAUUAUGGAAAAUGUAAGUACUGGGAGGGCCGAAUCGCAUGGUCUGCACGGAACGAGUUAAAGGCGUACUGGUGCUUCGAGAUGGCCCGCGUAUCGCUAAAACCGCGCGACCCCGAACGGGCCGAGAUCUCACUGUAUAUGAAGUAUCUAAAGCCCGGGCCCGAUAGGAAGACCCGACGGGAGGAAAUGACUCGCCUACGAGGAUUCGUUCCUCCCCAUGAGCUAACAGCUCGUAAGAACAAUAGCCAAUCCGCUGUUAAUUCAGAUCCAAAGGCUCACGUGUACAAUCGAUACAGCUUCCCAUCGCUGAAACGCAAGCGAGGGUCGUUGGCCCCGGAUACUUUCCUCGCUGUGGAUAUGCGACGUGAGAACAACACGAAGAGAAAACCCCCAUCAACGUGCCCCAGAGUCUGGUUAAUCAAACAAUCCGAUCACCAUAUGCAUCCCGGGGAUGGGACGGUAAGGUCAUCCGUGACGCCGAGCCUAUACUCAGGACUGAAGAUCGUGGACCGGGAUUUUCACUGGCUCACUACGCCUCAACAGAUUAUAUUCGAUACGCCACCUGGUAAAUUCAAGUUCACCAUGCAUCCCACGGGUGUGGCGAGUAGGGUCCGUCGACAUAAGAUAUUCCGACAUCAGCCCUGGGAAGAUGAUAUCUCGAGGAAGGAAUGGAAAGCGAUUCGUCGUAACGCUCGUGAAAUGUCCAUUACAUUGGAUCUUCUGGCCAAGGAAUGGGAUCUGGCUGAAUGGAAGACCAAGGUGCUGAAGUCAGCCCAUAGGCCUCUACAGUGUUGCCAUAGAGCUGAUCUCCCUUGA
Messenger RNA from Aspergillus tanneri, 1131 nucleotides. RefSeq lists its product as uncharacterized. Lineage: Eukaryota; Fungi; Ascomycota; Eurotiomycetes; Eurotiales; Aspergillaceae. The coding region runs from base 1 to 1131 and encodes 376 amino acids. The record is from RefSeq and is a predicted model, not a curated record. The transcript has a single exon.